AUGCCAAUCAAGUUGCCCAAGGGCUUUGUUCGGCGGAAAUCCCAUGGAAAUGCCCUGGACGAUUUAGGCCCUGCAUCUACACCUGUUAAACCCUCGUUCAAGGUCUUCGAGCGUCCUAGUCCGGGUCCCGUGAGAAAAUCUUUCGAUGGAACUACAACCCUAAACUCCAGCAUCAGCGACGGCAGCGGCACAAAGCAUUCCUUAGAAGACCACUAUGCUACAAAUAUCUUCGCAGGACUCAACCCUUCCGCUCCCGGCGCGGAAAAUCGGUACGUGCACCCCACCGAUCCCGCUCCCUUAUAUCCUGGAGAACGCGGAGCAGCAGCAGCAGCAGCAGCGGGAGGAGGGCAGGUCGCGGAAUUGACUAGUCCAAGUGGAAGCAGAGGCACUAACAAUUCUGCCUCGACUGGUCCUUUUUACGAUAGCUCCGCUUCCUCUGCCAAGUUUAGUUCCUCGUCCACUUUGCCUAGCUCAACUGAUAUCCCCAUCCAAGACGUCCCCGUUCCCCCUAUUCAUGAAUCUUCCUUCUUCUCUCUUCGCUCGGCUGGCCGGACAUUCUCAUUUGGAACCAAAUCUUCUAAAUCGCAUCGGCCGGAUGCUGCCGCUAUUGUAAACACACCCCGGUCCAGGGUGCUGCCAUCAACUGCUACGUCGACUUCUACCAGAGAAUGUGCUACAACGAGCAGUGCUACCAAUACAACCACUCCUCCGAGGUUGCCAGAUACGGAUUUGGGCCCUGGUGAUUCGAUGAGCUUUGAGAAUAUGUUUGAUGGGUUGGAUAAAGAGGCUGCUGGGCCUUUGGCUCCAAGUCCGCUGAGUCAGAACCCUGCACCUCCAUAUGGCUUCCCACCACCGCCAGAACCUGCAAAGGACCUCUCCCCCGCACAUAUUUACCGUUCCAGGGAUAUUGAACUCUCACCUCAUACAAAUGAAAACCAGAAUUUACAGGAGGGCGUCAUGGGCCGUACGCGUUCGAGGGAGGACGAUGCUAUAGUAUCACGCCCACUUGCUGUCCGCACUAGGGCUUCAGGAUUUCCUGACACCAAAGGCUCCCUUUCACCAACGCACAAUGCGCUUUCCAGCCCUAGAAAAUAUAGAAAUACAGUAUAUCUUGAACGCACUGCCUCUGUCGAAGAUGAGGAUGCAAAGAUAGUUAAUAGUGCUGUCUCUCACAGACGGACGCAGACAUCGGAUAUCUCUCCUGUCGGGGAAAAUUCGGACUUCUCCGGAAGCGGAUGGCAGCAGCAUAGUUCCUUGAAACAACCAACGGACUACGACGACGAUGAUUCCCCUGUUGCAGCUUCAAUAGCCGAGGAAGUCAUUUUGGCUGAACGAUAUGAACAAAAAGCUAGCCAUUCGGACAAUCAGCCUAACAAAGUGAUGACGCCAGCUCAAUUCGAGCGUUAUCGACAGCAGAAGGAAAUGACAAGGAAGCAAACAGACACGUCCUCGAGCCACCUUUCGGACGACGACAGUGACCACUACGAUGACGAGGAGGAUGAGGUGGAGAAAGCUCGCGAGGCUGCGAAGCAAAGAAAGAGGCAGGAAGCUCAUCUGUCGGUAUACAGGCAGCAGAUGAUGAAGGUUACGGGAGAGCAGGCCAAACCACAAGACUCAGAUAUAAAUAUUAGCAUAGCAGGCUCACUCAGCAACCUCAGCCGCACAUCAUUCCUUGCUCCGGAGACAUCUACCAACGGUAAUUCCAACGGAAACGGCAAGAGCAGCGACGGAGAAGAAGAUGAGGACAUCCCACUGGGCAUCCUAGCCGCCCACGGCUUCCCCAACAAAGUCCGGCCACCGGGCCAUCUCACUCCCUCAAUCUCAAACCCCAACCUCCGCUCCUCAAUGGCGUCGUUUGUCCAGCCCCCGCCCUCCGUCUCAGCCGAACCAAUCCCGCAAGCCAGCCGUGUCAGCCUCCCCGUCUUCGCACGCAACCUCCCACGCGAUCCUUAUAACAUUGGCGCGGGCCUUAUUAACCCUACACACCGCGAAUCAUUGGCUCUGGGCGGUGGUUCACCGUCGGUCUACGGUGCGCCGCCCGGUUUGCCACCCGGAGGACUUGUAGGGGUUAUUGCGAAUGAGGAGAGGGCGAAAGCUAUGCGUAGGGGAAGUCCGAAUGGGGCUACUACUCCUAAUAGUUUUUUAGGGAUGAACGGACCCCAGGGAAAUUGGAGUAAUAUGAUGGGUAUGAAUACACCGUCACCGCAUUUCUUGAAUGUGCCUGGUGGAGGUGGUUCGCCUAUGGGUCUGGGUCCGCAGCAGAUGUACUCGCAACAGCCACAACCGCAGCAAUACUAUGGCCAGGCGCAGAUGAUGACUCAAAUGAUGCAGACGCAGAUCCAAUGGAUGCAAUCCAUGAUGCAAAUGCAAGGCAUGCCCACGCAGCCCAUGCCUGGCGCAAGCCCGGGUCAACAGAUGACCACCCCAGGCAGCCCCAUUCGGCCUGUCUCCAUGCUCUCCAUGGGUCCCGGCCCCAACGUGAACCAAGGCCCGCCACAAGUUGACCAUCAAACCCUCAGCCUCCUCGAUCCGAGAUGGGCCAAUCGCCAAUCAUCCUUCCUCCCCAAUUCCCCUUACCAAACUGAUUUCGGCAUGAACAUUGGGCCUUUGCCAGGGACGGCCACUGCCUACGCACCAUCCGUCGCGCCAUCGGAGCGCAGUAACGUCGGCACCGCGUCGAGGUAUCGGCCUGUUUCUACGGGGUCAGGCAUACAGGUGGGUGGUAAUGAGCGGACGAUGAGUGGGAGGUCGUCGACGUUUACGUCUUCGACUCUUAAGCCGUGGAAUGAGGGGAAGAGGGGGAUGAGUUUUUCCUCGGGGACUGGUGUUGCCGGGGUGAGACCGUUGAGCCACUUAAGGGUUGAGACGCCGGUUGGAGGUGGGUUGAAUGGGAAUGGAAAAGGGAAUGAGAAUGAGAAUGGGAAUGCGGAGGACGACGAUGAGGAUGAAGGGUGGGCGGAGAUGAUGAAGACGCGGGAGAAGAAGAAGAGUGGGUGGAAGUAUAAGAAGACGGCGUCAUCGUUGGGGGAAUUGUUUCAUCACCAUCAUCAUCAUCACCAUCAUACUACGGCAGCCUAA
This is a messenger RNA of Paracoccidioides lutzii Pb01, 3078 nucleotides long. RefSeq lists its product as hypothetical. The transcript has 2 exons. The coding region runs from base 1 to 3078 and encodes 1025 amino acids. The record is from RefSeq and is a predicted model, not a curated record.